Messenger RNA from Aspergillus affinis, 1125 nucleotides. RefSeq names its product putative nuclear pore protein (SEH1). The record is from RefSeq and is a predicted model, not a curated record. The coding region runs from base 1 to 1125 and encodes 374 amino acids. Gene Ontology annotation, molecular function: protein binding; structural molecule activity. Gene Ontology annotation, cellular component: Seh1-associated complex; nuclear pore outer ring. Lineage: Eukaryota; Fungi; Ascomycota; Eurotiomycetes; Eurotiales; Aspergillaceae. Gene Ontology annotation, biological process: positive regulation of TORC1 signaling; cellular response to amino acid starvation. The transcript has 3 exons.
AUGUCUGGAUUCGCCGAUUUCGACGCCGGCCAUCGUGACUUGGUUUCGGUCACCAAGUUCAACUUCUAUGGCAAUCGCAUCGUGACGGCAUCUUCCGACCAUCGCAUGAAAGUCUGGGACCAGAAGGAUGGCGAGUGGCAGCUCACCGACACCUGGCGUGCUCAUGAUGCCGAAAUUCGGGAUGCAACGUGGAACGGUCCGUUCACUGGUCAGCAUAUCGGUAGUGUAGGCGAAGACAUGAAAUGCAAGAUCUGGCAGGAAGAUGUCACCCAGCCGCCCAACUCUGGUCGCCGCUUCAGGGCUGUCUUUCGGAUGACGGCGCCGCAGCGACAUCCGUUUGUCUCAAUUGACUUCCGUAACAUUGAUCUGGAGUCUUAUUUUGCUGUGAUUACCCGAGAUGGCUACUUGAUGAUCAUGGAACCAGUCACUCCAGACACACUUACGGACUGGCAACCUCUGGACCAAUUUCGCGUGUGUACUGCACCCGAGCGAGGCGAAGAAACCAGCUUCAGGGUACAAUUCCAUCAGGAUCCCACGGACAUCACGCACUCCGUCCUACCUUCUUGGGAUCGCAAGAGUCUUUCACUGGUGGUUGCGGCUAUGGAUAGCGUCAAAGUAUAUCGCACAGACGCGAAUCGUCGGUUCUAUCAUGCCAUUGAAUUGUCUGGCCAUGGAGGGCUGGUUCGAGAUAUUGCCUGGGCCAAUGGCUCAGUUCGAGGCUACGACCUAAUUGCAAGUGGCUGCAAGGACGGGUUCAUUCGGAUCUUCGAAGUGUAUACUACGUCCAACCAAGGGAGCCAGAAUUCCAAUGGGAGCCAUGCCGAUUCCACCAAUCACCAAUCAUCGACCCGGGCAACAACACAAUCAGGAAUUGGCUCUGCUCUUGCGAAUCGUGCACCUGAGUCGUUGUCAAGUCGCGCACCUACCGAUGACAAUCCGUUCAAACAUUCGUACAAGGAAGCUGUGUGUCUCGACAGCAAGCAUCUUGAUGUGUGGCAAGUGGGAUUUUCAUAUGCCGGUGACUGUCUGAUUUCAUCCGGCGAUGACGGCAUCGUACGAUUUUGGAAGAAAUCCCUGUCCGGUGAAUGGCUUGAAUAUGCAGAAACGGACAUGACGUAUCAAUGA